Messenger RNA from Oncorhynchus mykiss (rainbow trout), 2102 nucleotides. RefSeq lists its product as uncharacterized. Gene Ontology annotation, cellular component: nucleus. Gene Ontology annotation, molecular function: RNA polymerase II transcription regulatory region sequence-specific DNA binding; DNA-binding transcription factor activity, RNA polymerase II-specific. The record is from RefSeq and is a predicted model, not a curated record. Lineage: Eukaryota; Metazoa; Chordata; Actinopteri; Salmoniformes; Salmonidae. Gene Ontology annotation, biological process: regulation of transcription by RNA polymerase II.
GUGGAUUCCCGUUUUUACUUAGUAAUGCCGGAUGUUGUUGUUUUUGCACGGACAUGGAUGGGAUGAAAACAGCACAGCCACUUAGCUAGCUAAUGUAUUUGUAUUCUUUAAAUAUGUCUAAAAUGCAGUUGUUGAGGGUUUUUCUCAACGAUAGAUUAACAGCUGCUGCUGAUGAGAUAUUCGGGGUCGUUGAAAAAAUGAUAGCAGAGUAUCAGGAGGAAGUUGUCCGUCUACAGAGGAUGCUCGACAUUGUUCUUCAACCUGAGAUACCGUUAAACCUACACAGAGCAGACUUCCAGCAGCUCACUCUCUCUGUCUCUGAAGCGGAGAUCCCCCCGGAGCAGCAGCACUAUGAGCAGGAGUGGAGCCCCAAUCUGGGGCAGGAGGACCCAGAAACCAUACAAUUUAAAGAUGAAGAGGAGGAACUCCGGACCACUCAGGAGGAAGAGCAGAUUCAACGGAUUGAGACUGUUACUAAAGAUUACAUAUUCACUCCUGCCUGUGUAAAAAGUGACUGUGUGGAGUACCCAACUCGGCUCUCAAAUAUCUAUCAAGCCCAAAAGGAAGGAAACAAAGAGAGAGACAUUCUACCCAGUACUACAACUGAACAGAUCAAAACAGAACCUGAUGGAGAGGACUAUAGGGAACCAGAACCAACCAGUGUCUCUCAGCCCCACUCUACAGGAAAUCCAGUCUGUUCUGCAGUUCAAAUUGGUAUGGAGAAUAAAAGACUUCCAUCAGGUUUUAAGCAAGUCAAAUCAAAGAGAACAGAGAUGGUAAAAGGACAAAGGUCCCGUAUCAACACUAAGGGUGAGAAAUCUACUCAGUUGUCCCUCCUGAAAUCACCCAGUCAAGGUCAUGCUACUCCUUGUUGUAAGGUGUGCGGUAAGUAUUUUCAUUACAUGGGCUCAUUGAUGAAACAUGUUCAAACUCAUACUAAGGAUAAAGAAACACUUUGUGGGGUGUGUGGAAAGCAUAUGGAGUCCACAGAAGGUAUGAAAGAGCACCUCCAAACUCACAUUGCAGCUAGGUUGUGUUGUCAUGUUUGUGGUAAGUGGUUCAGCAAGAACAGUAAGCUGACAGUGCACAUGAGGAGCCACACAGGGGAGAAACCUUUUUCCUGCCCUGUUUGUGGUACAUGCUUCAUGCAGACUGGAGAUCUGAAAAGACACAUGAGGACCCAUACUGGGGAGAAACCAUAUCUCUGUCCUGAUUGUGGAAAAGGAUUCAGCGUUGCCAGUAAUCUGUCAGUGCACAUAAAGAUUCACACAGGAGAAAAAGGAGAACCAGAUUCAGCACUGGCACCAAUCUGAAAGUGCACAUGAGGACUCACAGGGGAGAGACCAUACUAAUGUCAUAGUAGAAAAUGCAUUUCCCAAUCAGGUACAUUAAAUAACAAUCAAAGACAUAUCAAGGCAUCACUGUAUAGGUGCAAUGAUUGCAGGAGUUCUCAAAAUGAUAGAACUACAAAGUUACAUAAACAAUCAUGACAAAGGAGAAAACAUGAUAAUGUGCUGUUUGGGAAAGGUCUGGAGACAGAAGACUGAGAGUAAUGUUCUAACUUCCAUGUGUGAGAGGAGAUGUCUCUCAGAACACAACUCUUGGGUGAAUAAGAUAUGACUGAAUUACUGCUUAAACAUACGAACUCUCCAUCUCUAUCUAACAGAGCAGCUAGUGGAUUUUUGAGCAACAGCAGUUCCUGCUCAUUACUUAUAGGAUGACACAGACAUUUGAACCUAUGUCCUCCAUCUGUACAUAAAACAUGUUUUAGAGUUAAAUGUGUUGUUAAAUGUUGAAAUCUGCUAAUUUAUAUCUUGUUUGAUGUUGUUAAAGUAGUUUUCACAAUAACAGUUGAUUUUUGUUAGUCUCGGGAGCUGAAGGAAUCUUACCAUUUUUGAUAUUACCGAUGUUUGAUGCCUAUAUCCACUCUUUGAAGGGAAAAUAUUUGUAUCUAUUUUGUUUUCCAUGUUUUGACAAUUAAGAAAAUGUGUUGUAAUAUGUUCAUGUAGACCCAUUCAUAUGAAUGAAGCUUGAGAAACGUGUUUUUCCAGAGAUUGUACAUUUUAUCUGCCUUUUGUAUAACAGAAUAAAUGUUGAUAACA